GUUGUUUUGGUAGGUUCAGGUUUGCUGGUUGCAGCUCAAGAUGCUACAGAAGAUGAGGAAGGUGUGGAAGAUACUGUAGUUGAAGAUGAAGAUGAUGAAGCUGAAGUUGAAGAAGAUGAGCCAACAGACUUGACAGAAGAAAAAGAGGAAGAAGACUUGUCAGGAGAACCUAAAGCCUCACCUAGUGCUGAUACCACCAUCUUAUUUGUGAAAGGUGAAGACUUUCCAGCGAACAACAUUGUAAAAUUUCUGGUGGGCUUCACCAAUAAGGGUACAGAAGAUUUCAUUGUGGAGUCUCUCGAUGCUUCUUUCCGGUAUCCUCAAGACUACCAGUUUUAUAUCCAGAACUUCACAGCUCUCCCUCUGAAUACAGUAGUCCCACCACAGAGACAAGCCACGUUUGAGUACUCUUUCAUCCCUGCUGAGCCUAUGGGUGGUCGUCCUUUCGGACUAGUUAUCAAUCUCAACUACAGAGAUGUAAACGGCAAUGUGUUUCAAGAUGCUGUCUUCAAUCAAACUGUUACGAUUAUUGAAAAAGAAGAUGGGCUGGAUGGAGAAACGAUCUUCAUGUACAUGUUCCUUGCUGGACUUGGUCUGCUUGUCAUUGUUGGCCUACAUCAGCUACUAGAAUCCAGGAAGAGGAAAAGACCGGUACAGAAAGUAGAGAUGGGAACAUCAAAUCAGAAUGAUGUUGAUAUGAGCUGGAUUCCCCAAGAAACUUUAAAUCAAAUCAUGCAGAGUAGAAGAGAUAAAGCUUCACCGAGGAGGCAGCCCUACAAGAGGGCACAGAAGAGAGCAGUGGGCUCUGAUGAGUAAAUGUUCCCUAGUGCAACAGUUGAACCUUUACUAAUCCUGCCUGUUUGGGGUUUUUUGGAUUGGAGUAGUGCAGAGAAUCCAUAUCACCAUAAGGAAAAUACUGUAUACAUUUGGACUGAACAGAUUAACUGAAUGGUGUUAAUAUUACUGAAAAUGCACUUCUCUCUUUUUUUGUUAAUUGUUGGGCAGGGGGGUGGGGGGAGGUAGCCAUUAAGAUUUGUGCCUGCGUGUGUAAGCAGUUGGUCUUAACAGAACCAUGUUACCUGAAAUGUGCCUUUAGAGUUCUCUGUAAUACUGGCUUGUCAUCUGUGCAUUGUCUUUAAACAUUUUUCUCCUCCCCCU
This is a messenger RNA of Antrostomus carolinensis (chuck-will's-widow), 1158 nucleotides long. It is a transcript of the gene SSR1, whose product is annotated as signal sequence receptor subunit 1. Gene Ontology annotation, cellular component: endoplasmic reticulum; endoplasmic reticulum membrane. The record is from RefSeq and is a predicted model, not a curated record. The transcript is spliced from 8 exons. The annotation marks the transcript as partial. Lineage: Eukaryota; Metazoa; Chordata; Aves; Caprimulgiformes; Caprimulgidae.